Molecule: messenger RNA, 477 nt
Organism: Aspergillus piperis CBS 112811
Lineage: Eukaryota; Fungi; Ascomycota; Eurotiomycetes; Eurotiales; Aspergillaceae
Exons: 2
Coding region: 1-477 (158 amino acids)
Source: RefSeq, a predicted model, not a curated record
AUGUCCAGCUGGCUGCCGUGGCAGCUUGGCCAGCUGCCAUUGGGUAAAUGCAAGAUUGCCAAUUUCCCCGGAGCGAUUCAUGAACAGGGGGGCACACCCUUGAAGCUCAUUUCCUUAAAUUUCUUGGCUUUGAGAUGUUACUGUUUCGGGGAUAGUAAGCACUAUACGAGUAAGUUAGCGAGGGAGUGGGAGCUCGCUAGAAACCUCAGACCUUCCCUCCUAGGCCAAAGUCAGUUACGAGCGGAACAGAGUCACGCCUACAUCGCAGGCCAAUCCCUGUGCAAUGCUACGCACAUGCCCGUGUCCGGACCCACCCGCAGCAGCCGUGAGGACCCGAUGAGAUCAUGUCCCAGCCCCGAUUCAGCACUAGUGACUGCAUCUGAUUCGUCAAAGCUGGUGGAUGGAGAUGGUUGGAGUGGAUGGUGUUUCACCUUGCAGGCAACGGGCAAUGUGGCUGGCUCUGCACCUCCACGCUAA